Messenger RNA from Musa acuminata subsp. malaccensis (wild Malaysian banana), 1170 nucleotides. Its product is annotated as pirin-like protein. Lineage: Eukaryota; Viridiplantae; Streptophyta; Magnoliopsida; Zingiberales; Musaceae. The record is from RefSeq and is a predicted model, not a curated record.
GCCUCCACCUUAUAAGUGCCAUGGAUUCUGGCUCCUCUCUGCCUCUACCUAAUAGCACAGGAGUUGGGCAAGUAAAAGAGAUCUGAGAUCAUCUUCUAUAGUUCCCAGGCAAAUUUGGUGCACAGAGAUGGCGGAGACAGUGGUCCCCUGUGUUCUCCAGAAGCCUCGGCAUGUCGUCAGAAAGUUUCUGGCCAAGCCGCAACACGAAGGAGACGGCGCCGUCGUCAGGAGAAGCAUUGGGAGGUUUGAGCUGAGGUACUUUGAUCCUUUCCUCGUUCUGGAUGAAUUCUCAGUGACUGCUCCUGCAGGAUUUCCUGAUCAUCCUCACAGAGGUUUUGAGACAGUCACCUACAUGCUAGAGGGUGCUGUGACUCACGAAGACUUUGAAGGCCACAAGGGUACAAUAAAGGCGGGCGACCUGCAAUGGAUGACGGCAGGAAGGGGAAUUGUGCACUCCGAGAUGCCGGCAGGGAAAGGCACAUCCAAAGGCCUGCAGCUCUGGGUUAAUCUGUCCUCCAAGAACAAAAUGAUCGAGCCGAGGUACCAAGAGAUGCAGAGCCAGGACAUAGCUUGUGCUUCCGGGAACGGCGUCGAGGUUCGAGUCAUCGCCGGCGAAUCGAUGGGAGUCCGAUCCCCGGUCUACACUCGCACCCCAACCAUGUACUUGGACUUCACGCUGAAGCCCCGGGCGCACCUCCGGCAACCCAUCCCAUCCGCCUGGAACGCAUUCGUGUACGUGCUUGAAGGCGAGGGGGCAUUCGGCGGCGACAAGUCCGCCCCGAUCGGCCCGCACAAUCUUCUCCUGCUGGGGCAGGGUGAUGGGGUUGACGUGUGGAACAAGUCGGCGAAGCCCCUCCGGUUCGUGCUCGUCGGCGGGGAGCCGCUGGGCGAGCCGGUAGCCCAACUGGGGCCGUUCGUGAUGAACACCGACGAGGAGAUCGAUCGGACCAUCGACGACUUCCAGUACUGCAUCAACGGGUUUGAGAAGGCCAAGUACUGGAGGUCCGAGGCGAUGGUGGGAAUUGAAGGCUGAGCAGACGCCUUUGAUGUUUAUUUGUUUUGUUCAUAGGAGAAGCAGCCACCAAAAAACAAAAAAAAAAAGAUAUCCUGUUUGUUUAAUAUCUCUUGAGAUUUAAAAAAUAAUAAUAAUCUUUUGAUUAUUUGUUUAAA